Molecule: messenger RNA, 945 nt
Organism: Aspergillus steynii IBT 23096
Lineage: Eukaryota; Fungi; Ascomycota; Eurotiomycetes; Eurotiales; Aspergillaceae
Product: C2H2-type zinc finger protein
Exons: 3
Coding region: 1-945 (314 amino acids)
Biological process (GO): regulation of transcription by RNA polymerase II
Cellular component (GO): nucleus
Molecular function (GO): RNA polymerase II transcription regulatory region sequence-specific DNA binding; DNA-binding transcription factor activity, RNA polymerase II-specific
Source: RefSeq, a predicted model, not a curated record
AUGAAUGCUCUCGAUCAUUGGGCGCCUACUUAUGAAUGUGAGACGUGUGAUCGAACCUUUAGGUCCUCGAGUGCCUGCGACCAGCACAUGGAUGCCAAAGACCACUGGGCUCCAACCUAUGAAUGUGAGACUUGCUCCAAGGAGUUCUUCUCUGAGCAGGCUCGGGCCCAGCAUAUGAAUGCUCUCGAUCAUUGGGCGCCUACUUAUGAAUGUGAGACGUGUGAUCGAACAUUUAGGUCCUCGAGCGCCUGCGACCAGCAUAUGAAUGAUCUCAAUCACUGGGCACCCACCUUUGAAUGUGAGACGUGUGAUCGAAUCUUUAAAUCCUCGAUUUGCACCCAAAGUGCCGCAGCUCAGAAUGUGAAACAGACGGGUCAGUACAAUGUCUACUGCCGACAGUGUGACCGUACAUUCAAGGAUGAGAACAGCCUUAAAAUGCACCUGAACUCAGCCACCCACCGCGGCCGAACCAUCGUUUGCCCAUUUUGCCAGACUUGGUAUACUACCCCCAGCGGCCUUACCCAUCAUCUCGAGAAAGCAGCCUGCCCGAGUGCUCCAGCACUAAACAUAGAAACUAUCCACGAGAUGAUACGCAAGCGAGAUCCAAAGGGCAUCAUCACCAUGAAGGGGAUCGGGUGGUAUCCGCAGCAAAAGAAAUCUUACUCUGCCAGUGGUCUUGCGUACAAUGGCUCUUACUGGGAGUGCUACAUCUGUCAUCGGGAAUUUGAAACUAUAAAAAGCCUCAACCAGCAUCUCAACUCCCCCGCGCAUCAACAGGUCUUGUACCACUGUCCCAAUUAUACAAGUCAGUGUGGAAGGCAGUUUACGGCUCUUGGUGCGUUGUUUAAUCACCUUGAGAGCGAGGUUUGUUCUUUUAUGAGGUUUGAAAAGGUGCAGAUCCACGUGGAAGAUGUUAUAUCGGGUCGAGGUCGCAUUGCGUUCUGA